GAACCGAGAAAAACAGGAGAGUUUGUUCUUGACCAUGGGAAACCAGUUUGGUGGCUUAAAUUCCGUUGACAAACCAACCGACCAACCUUAAUAGAAAGUGCCCACUCUUCUUUAAUUUUCGAACUCCCUCUCUAACCUGAUCUACUUCGUUAACCAAACAUCCGCAAACUUCCUGUUCGAGAUCAAUCUGUGUCCGAAACACAAUCCUCGAACAUGGAAGUGAAGCGCAGGACAGCGCGUUUACUAGUUACAAGGCUAGGUUCUGUCUCUGAGCAAACACGGUCUGAAGCCUUAGCUGAACUUCGCUUGAUGACCAAAAACGAUGCCGAACCACGUCCGAUCAUUGCCGAAGCCGGUGCAAUCCCGUAUCUAGAAGAAACCCUUUACUCUUCUUCUCACGACUCACAAGAUAACGCAGCUGCAAUUCUGCUGAACAUCUCUAUCUCUUCACGCACCGCCUUGAUGUCAACGCGCGGCCUUCUUGAUGCAAUCUCUCAUGUCCUACGCCAUCAUGCGACCAAUUCAUCCCCCUUCGCUGUCCAGUCAUCUGCUGCCACGUUGCACAGCCUUCUUGUUGAUGAUUCUUACCGACCCGUUAUUGGGGCUAAGCGUGAUAUUGUUUACUCUUUGAUUGAAAUAAUCAAGAGGCCUAAUUCGCCGCCGAGGUCUGUAAAGGAUGCGCUGAAAGCCCUUUUUGGGAUUGCUUUGUUUCCGUUGAAUCGUGCGAAUCUGAUUGGUUUAGGUGGGGUGGCGGCGUUGUUUUCGUUGGUUUUGAAGGAUGGGAGAGUGGGGAUUGUGGAGGAUGCGACGGCGGUGAUUGCACAAAUAGCAGGGUGUGCGGAGAGUGAGAGAGAGUUUUGGAAGGUUUCGGGGGUUAAGGUUUUGGUAGAUUUACUGGAUGUUGGGACGGGUUCGAGCGAGAGGGUUAAGGAGAAUGCGGUGGGGGCUUUGUUGAAUUUGGUGAGUUGUGGAGGGGGAGGAGUGGUGAAGCAGGUGAAGGAAAUGGGACCGGGCGCGGUGGAGGGGAUUAGGGAUGUUGUGGAGAAUGGGACCGCGAAAGGGAAGAGCAAAGGGAUUGCAUUGUUGAAAGUUGUUGAGGGUGGAGCAAAGGAAUGGGAUUUUGCGAUGAAUACGCGUGAAUUACCUUCUGUUGAAUUCUAGUGAUACAUGGAAAGGAACAAGAUGGAGUGAUAGUGGGAAGAGAAUGGUAUACUCUGUUGAGAUUAUAUUGUAGUGUGAAUUGUCUAACAGUUAACUUCAAUAACGAGAAGGAAAAAGUUUUCUAGUUUGUAGACUUCUGUUCAUUUCUCAUCUGGGAUUGUAGAAUUCUGACUUCAUUUCACAAAUAAAAUCACGACUUAGAGUUC
Messenger RNA from Populus trichocarpa (black cottonwood), 1367 nucleotides. Its product is annotated as protein spotted leaf 11. Lineage: Eukaryota; Viridiplantae; Streptophyta; Magnoliopsida; Malpighiales; Salicaceae. The record is from RefSeq and is a predicted model, not a curated record. Gene Ontology annotation, cellular component: nucleus; cytoplasm. Gene Ontology annotation, molecular function: protein binding. The transcript is spliced from 2 exons. Bases 214 to 1161 code for a protein of 315 amino acids.